Mustela lutreola (European mink) is the source of this 1352-nucleotide messenger RNA. RefSeq names its product phosphatidylinositol glycan anchor biosynthesis class X (gene PIGX). The record is from RefSeq and is a predicted model, not a curated record. The transcript has 8 exons. Gene Ontology annotation, biological process: GPI anchor biosynthetic process. Gene Ontology annotation, cellular component: endoplasmic reticulum membrane. Lineage: Eukaryota; Metazoa; Chordata; Mammalia; Carnivora; Mustelidae. The coding region runs from base 1 to 1086 and encodes 361 amino acids.
AUGCAUGCUCAGCCCAUCAACUUCAAUACUUUGAGAGCUGCCCUGAACAUUCAGUAUAGCCCUGGGGUUAUCCUUAGUUGUUGGAUCCCUGGUUCAAUGAGGUGUGAGGGCCGAAUCCGCAAGUACCUGGAAGUGGAGGUGGAGACAGGGAGCUCCCCGACACCGCUCGCAGGACUGCUCCAGAGCUCGGGUCUGGAUGGGGGUCCAGGGAGUUCCCACAGCAACAGCCCAGGCGAGCGGCAUAAGGCGUGCUCGGGCUCCUCAGUCCGCAAUUCGUCCCCGCGCGCUCUGGGGAGCGCGUUCUCCAGCGUCCUGGCUGUCACGGCCGUGGUCGUCCAGGCGGUGGCCUGGCUGCACCUCUGGGAGGCGGCUGGACUCACCACACCCGCCACGGCCUUCACUGCCACCCCCACCGACGCUGGCAUAAGGGCUACUUGUUCAGAAAUUAUUUUGAGGCAAGAAGUUUUGAAAGAUGGUUUCCACAGAGACCUUUUAAUAAAAGUGAAAUUUGGAGAAAGCAUUGAGGACUUGCAGACCUGCCGACUCUUAAUUAAACAGUACAUCCCGACAGGACUUUUUGUGGAUCCAUAUGAGUUGGCUUCAUUAAGAGAGAGAAACAUAACAGAGGCAGUGAUGGUUUCCGAAGACUUUAAUAUAGAAGCUCCCAAUUAUUUGUCUAAGGAAUCCGAAGUUCUUAUUUAUGCCAGACAAGAUUCACAGUGCAUUGAUUGUUUCCAAGCUUUUUUGCCUGUGCACUACCGCUAUCAUCGGCCACAUAGUAAAGAUGGAGAAACCUUUAUUGUGGUCAAUAACCCUGAUUUAUUGAUGUAUUGUGACCAAGAGUUUCCAAUUUUGAAAUGCUGGGCUCAGUCACAAGUGGCAGCUCCUUGUGCUUUGAAGAAUAAGGAUAUAUGCCAGUGGAACAAUAUGAAAUACAAAUCAGUAUAUAGGAACGUGACUCUACAGGUUCCAGUGGGACUAACUAUACAUACCUCCUUAGUGUGUUCUGUGACUCUGCUCAUUACCAUCCUGUGUUCAACUUUGAUCCUUGUGGCUGUUUUCAAAUAUGGCCAUUUUUCCCUAUAAGUUUUGUGGAGCUUAAUGCUUCCCAUAAACCUAAAUAAGACCUAUUUACUUGUGAUCAGAAGUGUUCUUCUAGGGGUGCCUGGGUGGCUCAAUCGGUUAAGUGGCUUCUUCAGUUCAUGAUCUCAGGGUCCUGAGAUCCGGCUCCUUGCUCCACAGGGAGCCUGCCUCUCCCUCUUCCUCUGUUGUUCUCCCCUGCUUAUACUCUAGCUCUCAAAUAAAUAAAAUAACAUGUUUAAAAAAAAAAAAAAAGGAGUGUUCUUCUAGAA